CCAAAUCCGGUUUUAUAAAACCCCUUCUUCCCCAUUGAGGCUUUCACAGUUAAGCAAUUUCAUCUCCAUUUCUCCUUGUCCCCGGAUUCCACACACUAAUCGUUUCCAUUUUCCUUUCCAUAAUUAAAUUCAAUCUAAUAGCCAAUUGAUGGCUCCAACACUAGCGUUGCGCCGCCGGGAAUCGACGCCGGAGAUGACGGAGGAGCUGAGAAAGAGAUACGAGGAGAUGGAGAAGGAGUUGAAGAGUAGCCGGGAAAGAGAGGAAAAGAUGAGGAGAGAGUUGGAGAGGACGUGGCAGAGGUUGAGGGUGGCGGAGGAGGCGGAGGAGCGGCUGAGCUCUCAGCUCGGCGAGCUGGAAGCGGAGGCGGUGGACCAGGCGCGUGCGUACAGGGCGCGUGUUAUGGCGUUGAUGGAUCAACUUUCCGCUGCCACCAAGCUAAUCCCUCCCGCGCCUUCGGUUCCCCUUAAUUGUUAGAUGAUUAGGAUUUGAUUAAUUAAUUGAGUGCUGAUCUGAUUGAUGGAAGUGUGAAAUAUGGAAGUUUCUUAAUCUGUACUCUUGUUGUGUAACUGUGUAAUUACUAAUAAAAACUAGACGAUAAACCCGUGCGUUGCACGGGAAAUCUAGGAACCUUUUGGUGCUCCAUAUAUGUUUACGAUUUAUCAAACUUAUCAACCAUUUUAGUUUUUUCUCAUAUUUCGUAUAAUUUUUUCUGAGACAAAGGGAUUAUAAGUUUUUGAGAUAACAAAAAUAACGAAUGUUAGCAAAGUUUCAUGAGACAGAGUAAGUGUAAGUUUUAUGAUAUUUAAUUUAUGAAUGUGACUUUUCUAAUUUGUAGUUACUAACUGUCACUGAGAAGUUGUUGUGUUCGUCAUAUUUUUAUGAGAAAAAUAAUCAAAAUACAUAAACUCUAAAGAAGCGUGAGAUAAACACUCCAAACUUUCAUAUGUAAUUUAAAUACCCCAAAUUUUAUGUAAAAUUUAUUUAGGCAAUAUGGUCCGAUCCUAUAUUAUUCCUUUCAAAAAUGUUAUUUAUGGUGUUAAUUGCAUAAUUUAAAAUAACAAAUUAAAAAUGUUGCAAUUGUUCACUCUAGUGGGGGCAUUAUUAUUUAUUUUGCAAUGAAAGUUGAGAAUGUUAAUUGUAUUUUUUAGAAUGCUAAAAUAUUUUAAAUUGUGAAACUUACACAAAAAAUUAACAAUUUUGAAAGAAAUAAUACAUGACUGGUGCUAAAAGAACUUUUUACAUAAAAGUUGGGGUAUUUAAAUUAUAUAUGCAAGUUUGGGGUGCUUAAUUCACACUCCUUUUAAAGUUUGAGGUAUUUUAAUUACUUUACCUUAUUCUUAUUGCUUAAUGUUUAUUUUUAUUUUAUUUAGACCAGAUCAAAUAAGGGACAAUUCAAGUUAGAUGAAAUCGGAAAAAUUAAGUUCACAUGAGAAAGAUUUAGAUGUAUAGUUAUAGUUAUAACUAUAAUUAUAGUUAUAAAUUUAAUCACAAUAAUAGUGAUGAUAAU
Cuscuta epithymum is the source of this 1508-nucleotide messenger RNA. The record is from the annotation of a GenBank genome assembly. NCBI's taxonomy places the organism in Eukaryota, Viridiplantae, Streptophyta, Magnoliopsida, Solanales, Convolvulaceae.